AUGACAGCUCAACAAAAAGAAGCCCAAAUUUUAUUGGAGUUAUAUAAUUUGCACCUAUUGGAAAGAGUUUUUUCUUACAUUGAAAUAGGAGAUCUUGUUCAACUACUUUCUGAGAACGGACAAAAGUUGUUACAGCAAAAUCCAAAACUCGAAUCUGUUGUUGUCCUUAAAUUAAAAGGGGAAGAGGAAAUACAUUAUCAUUAUGAUCCAACCCAAACAAUUAGUCAAAAUCGUUUGACUGCAAGUCAAUUUCAAACUAUUGACUUUUAUUGUGUGGCUAAGAAAAUCAAAAUCUUUUGCCAAGUGUCAUAUAAAAUCCUGGACUUGAGAGAUGUGCAGGCGCUUUUAGUGUUGAUUCAGUCAUUAAGUGUAAGUGAUACAGUAAAACUCGGUGUGGAAUUGCGCUUUGAAGAGUCUAUGCCCUACAAGGUAGAUUUGCCUCAAUUACUUGCCUCAUUCAAACAUAUAAAAGAGCGCAUAAGCUCCUUCUUUAUGUACCAGUAUGGUUCGACACAAAAUUCGUUAAACUUGCACUAUUUUCAAAAUAUUGAAUCUUUUGUAAUUAGAAACUGCAAAAUCGAAGGUUCCUUCCGAGGGUGUUGCAAAUUGAAAUCCCUUGAAUAUUACCCUGCAAUUGAAGAUGAAAAGCAAUUUAAUAUUCGAGACUUACCACUGUCACUAAAACAUCUUAAUUUAGGCCGCUGUCAUAUGUUAGGAGGUACUCUGGAAGUAGAGUCUUGGGAGGGCUGUCCGUCACUUGAAGUUAUCAAACUAGAAUGCGUUCGAGGAUUUGACUCUGAUGGAUUACCUCACGUUAUAUCUAAUAUCGUUAAAUACAUGACGUGCUCUGGCACUAAGCUUAUUGAGUUUUGGGGAGGCGACUUGGAAGAGAUACAUGUCCGAGAAUUCAUGAAGCUAUUGGGAGAUGCCGAGAAAAAAAAAAGGUUCAAUUUGGAACUCCUUUCAUUGGAACUAGAAAUGGUCCCUUUGACUGUGUAUCCAUUGAGGGAAUUGGAGCUUGUGGGUAUAGUCAAUAUGCAAUUUUUACUCCAACGAAAGUUUCCUUCUACUUUGAGAGUUUUGAAAGUUCCAAUGAUUGGAUUGAACAGCACCGCUACACUUUUUGAACUAAUACCAACAGGCAUUGAAGAGUUGGAGUUAAGGAGUAACUCAAUUAAUUGGGGCGUUUCGGAUUGCGACCUAUCAAAAUUUGCUGUGCUAAAAAAACUCAAUUUGUCCGACACCAGACUUGGAAAUUAUAUUGAGACACUUCUAUUCCCUGAUUCAUUGAAAGUUUUAAAUAUCAGUUAUAAUAAUAUUGACUCAGUUGAUAAAGUUGAUUUUCCCAUGGGCCUAGAGAUUUUAGAUGGUAGUUCUAAUAGAAUUAGCUCCGUUGAUAGGGUUAAUUUUCCGAACAAUUUAAAAGAUUUAAAUUUACUGCGGAACUGUAUCAAAAGGCUAUGCGUCCCACAUUUCCCAUCUUAUUUGAAACCACUUGAAGUUUCAGAUAAUUAUUUAGAGAGAAUUGAUAUCGCGCGUAAUAAUGAUAAUGUGCCACUACAAAUUGAAGCUGUGUCUAUUAACUCCAACAAAUGCUCAAUACUCGACUUUGACAGGGCUAAGCUACCGGCCAGCGUCAAAAUGUUGUCGUUUGGGGGCUAUAAGACAAAACUAAAUUUCUUUGAAUUUGGGAAAUUUGUUGUGUUUGCGAGUCUCAAAGGCAGCGAUUUAUCAAUAUCGGAAAGGUUGACUUUCAAUGCAAAUUGCAAUUGCAGGUAUUUAGAUGUAAGUGCCUGCAAUUUGUCAAGCUUUGAUUUUGACUUACCAGGGACAAUGUUAGAAAUUGAUUUGUCUGAAAACAAACUAAAAGAAUUUCCCCUGCAGAUUGGCAAGUUGAAAUCUUUAAGAGUGUUAAACCUCUCAAAGAAUGAACUACCCGAGAUAAGGGUAGAACUUCCCAAUGCCAUUGAGUUCCUUGACCUUUCAAAAAACCGCAUCAGAGAGCUUCAAUUGUCAUUUGCUAAAGGGCCCUCUAAGCUUCAACUACUCAACUUGCGCCAAAACCAAUUGAAAGAAUUCUCAAUGGAAAAAAUAGGUCAUGGGAAGAAAUCGUUUCAUGAUUGCUUGUUAGAGAUUAAUCUAUAUGACAAUAAUUGUAUUACAAAGGAAAAAAUUGAUGCUUUGAUUUUAGAAUUACCUAAGUCCACCAAAUGCUUGUGGUGGAAUCGCACUUUUACUCUGGCCUCGAUAUAUAACGAUGAAUACGUCGAUCGAUACGCUUUGAAUGAGCUAAACGGGAACGUGAUCAGCUCGAUGAGAGUUGACAAAAUGUUGAAAUUGAGUAAGAUCAUAAAAUAUGAGAAUACUUAA
This is a messenger RNA of Lodderomyces orthopsilosis Co 90-125, 2370 nucleotides long. RefSeq names its product leucine-rich repeat domain-containing protein. The coding region runs from base 1 to 2370 and encodes 789 amino acids. NCBI's taxonomy places the organism in Eukaryota, Fungi, Ascomycota, Pichiomycetes, Serinales, Debaryomycetaceae. Gene Ontology annotation, molecular function: protein binding. The record is from RefSeq and is a predicted model, not a curated record. The transcript has a single exon.